AUGGCUACCCCAGAUACCGAUAUCAGCCAGCUGUCCGAAACACAGCAGGCAGCUUUACAACAAUUACUUACGGUAACUGGUCAGGAAGUAGAUCAAGCAGUCCCCCUAUUGCAGAGAUCACAAUGGAGCGUUGAGAUUGCAAUCGCAAAGUUCUUUGACGGCGAAGAUGAUUCUUUGACAGCAGCAGGACUAGCAGCUCAAAACGUUCCACCUCCUCGUGCUUCGAGACAAGAAAAUCUUCAAUAUAGUCUCCUCAACGAAUCCUCAAAUCGAUCGAGAGCUCAAAAUGUGGACUCGGCUCCAAGAAUUGUUCCUCAACCGGAGGAUCAAGUAAUUCGAAGACCAAAUCUUAUUUUCGCCAUACUGUUCGCACCAUUCAGUGUACUCUAUAAAAUUUUCUCGAUGGGAUAUAGAGCCUUCGCAUUUUUGUUUCCUUUCCUACCAAGGUUCACACCUACAGGCGCAUCAAAUACAAUGGGACGGAGGUCACUCAAACCGAGAGAUGCAGCAACACGCACAAAGCGGGAGUUCGAGGAAGAAUAUGGACCAAAUAAUAUACCAUUUUUCGAUGGAGGAUAUGCGCAAGCAUUGGAUCUUGCAAAGAAAGAUUUGAAAUUCCUUAUUGUUCAUUUAAUGUCUCCGGAACAUGAUGAUACAUCCGAUUUUGUGCAUCAAACUUUACUUUCCGAAGAAGUCACCUCAUUUCUCGGGGAUAAAACCAACAACAUAAUAUUUUGGAUGGGAGAUGUACGCGAUUCAGAAGCAUAUCAAGUCUCUUCAGCUUUGAGAUGUACCAAAUUUCCAUUCACGGCCUUAAUUACCCAUACACCCGACCAAGGAGCUACCUCAAUGUCGGUCAUUGCUAGAAUCUCUGGACAAGAAGCACCUGGCGCAUUCGUAGCGAAACUACAAAGUGCGAUGGGACAGCAUUCCGAGAAAUUAGCUGCAGUUCGUGCACAACGUUCAGCACAAAACUUCGAGCGCUCGUUAAGAGAAGAACAAGAUUCUGCCUAUGAGCAAUCUUUAGCACAAGAUAGAGAGCGUGCUAGACAGAGAAAGGAAGCAGAAGCCGCGGCUGCAGCAGAAGAGAAGAGAAGGAAGGAAGAAGAAGAAGCUGCUGCCAAAUUAGCCGAAGAACGAAAACAUUGGAAGCAAUGGCGAGCACAAACCAUUCAACCAGAACCUGAGCCAGGAACUAAUGUUGUUCGAGUUGCAUUGAGAAUGCCAGAAGGUGCUAGAAUCACUCGACGUUUUGAAGCCAAUUCCGGAAUCGAAGAACUUUACGCAUUUGUCGAAUGUCAUGAUUUACUUGAAUCUGGCAAGGAUUACAAUAGGCAAAAGCCGGAAGGAUAUGAACACAAAUAUAAUUUCAGACUAGUGCAAAGCAUACCGAGAGAAGUGUAUGAGAUUGAGGGGGGAGGAACAAUUGGGGAGAGGGUUGGCAAGAGUGCGAACUUGAUUGUGGAAUCUAUUGAUGAUGAUGAGGAUGAUGAUAAUGAAUAA
Messenger RNA from Botrytis byssoidea, 1503 nucleotides. RefSeq lists its product as uncharacterized. The transcript has 2 exons. Gene Ontology annotation, cellular component: endoplasmic reticulum. The record is from RefSeq and is a predicted model, not a curated record. Bases 1 to 1503 code for a protein of 500 amino acids. Lineage: Eukaryota; Fungi; Ascomycota; Leotiomycetes; Helotiales; Sclerotiniaceae. Gene Ontology annotation, molecular function: ubiquitin binding.